GUGCAGUUCUUGUUGAGUACAUAAGUGAAGACAGUUUCUACUUGUCUGUCUGCUUGAUGUGCAGCAAGGCAGGGGCACACAAGAGAAUCAAUUCUGAUUUACUGUUUUGACAGAUCUUCAUCUCGGCGUUCAUCGCUUGCUUACAAUCGCUACUGAUAAGCAACACUGAUUGUAGCUUAGAAAAUUGGACUAGCUUAGAAAGUUUCUUACUUAAAUAAAGACGAUAAAUAGGCACAGCACGGAAACGAAUUAGAUGAACAGAAAUAUGACUGCGAAGAAGAAAUUUCUAUUAAUUUUAUCAAUAUUUUUAAUUGUUGGAGCGGUUUAUGGACAGGAUACUGACGAGCACGAGGAGGACUUCUCUAAUUCCAUAGACGAACAUAACAUCGAUGUGAGUGAGAAUCGCUUAGCAGCUCAACUGCUUGCAGUGAUUGAGCACUACAAGCAAGAAGAUCCAGUCGGUUUUCCUGGUGCGCCGAUUCCCGAUCCAAUGGACGUGCCUGAUAUGAAGAAAAGUCUAGGCAUGGCCACUUUGAAUAUGAUCAAAGUGAAGGCACAUGGACUUUCAAAAUUCCGUAUACAGAACAUAAAUGCCGAUUUAAAUGCAAUGAGGGUUGACGCUGGUAUACAACUUGACGAAAUGCUUGUUAAGGGCUCUUACACACUAAGUUCGUUCUUCUCCAAAGCCAGUGGGCCAUUUAAUGUUAUAUUAAAGAAGGUCGUUGUUAAGGGAUCUGCAACACUAACAGUUCAGCGCGACGGGCACCUAACAACUGAAAGCAUUAAAAUGGAUAUAACAUUCUCCGAUAUGUCCAUGGACUUUGAAAAUCUUGGUUUUCUUGGAUCCGUAUUUCAGGGUAUUGUGAAUUCGGCACCGAAUCUAGUCUUUGACGCAAUGAAGCCAUUUAUGUUACAAGAAGCAGAUAAGCAAUUACGUGAAGAGAUCAACAAGAAUAUUGGCAAGCUUAUGGGAGAUCGGCUAUUACCAAAUUCAAUUACACCCCUCGACAUGGCCAUAGCGGAGGGACGUAAAAAAGUCCGCAUGAUGGGUUACGACCCAUAUCAUUUGCCCGACUAUAAUCGCACUGUAGGUAUCUUUAGCAUGCAGCUGUCAAAUACGUGGAUCAGUGGAAUAGCCAGUUUUUAUCGCGUUGGAGAUAUCAUCGUUGCAAUGAAGAAUAACACGAUAAUACUGAGCAUACGUGUAGGUACACAGGAACUGAUCGGUGCUGGACAGUGGCAGGUAGGUUGUGGAUUGGUGUCUCGUGUUGGGCAUGUCCAGUUCUCGGUGAAGCAUUUGCGGGUCACUGUAAAUGUGAGUCAAUCUCUCGAUACCAGAAAACGUCCGCAAAUUAACGACCUGCAAAUAGAGCUGGGUAACAUACAAGUACGUUGUGAUGGCGCUGGCUCUUUGGAUUAUCUUAUGGAAUUCGUAGUAAAUGUACUACCUAACUUACUAAGAUAUCAGAUAAUGGACGCGCUCGAGAAUCCUAUAAAAAUGCGACUACAGGAGAAAUUCAACACCAUAGACGUAGAGCAGGCCAUUAAGGAUAAUUUACAUAAGUUUGAAAAUAUGGGAGACGACUUCAAUUUUGAUUUUAAAUUCUAAUUUUUUAUUUGAUAAGCACACUUACAAUAACAUGCGUUACAAGCAAACAUAGAUAUAUACACUAGAUUUCCUAACAUAAAUAAAUAAAAUAAUAAAAUA
Teleopsis dalmanni is the source of this 1708-nucleotide messenger RNA. RefSeq lists its product as uncharacterized. The transcript has 3 exons. Gene Ontology annotation, molecular function: lipid binding. The coding region runs from base 254 to 1609 and encodes 451 amino acids. Lineage: Eukaryota; Metazoa; Arthropoda; Insecta; Diptera; Diopsidae. The record is from RefSeq and is a predicted model, not a curated record.